Podarcis lilfordi (Lilford's wall lizard) is the source of this 7111-nucleotide messenger RNA. NCBI's taxonomy places the organism in Eukaryota, Metazoa, Chordata, Lepidosauria, Squamata, Lacertidae. The record is from the annotation of a GenBank genome assembly.
CACUGGUGCCUGAGCUGUAGGCUGCUUUUAAGAGAGGCUUUGAGGGGGCAAGUAGGAGGCAGGUCGGAGUCCCCCCUGGGCCGGUUCCCAGAGAGAGUGGCAGCCCCUUGGGACUCGGCGGCAGGAGGCAUGGAUCCAGCAGACACGGCAGAAGUCGGCAGAAAGGAGGAGGAGCAUGAGCCGGAGACCUCUUCGCUGAAAGCUUGUUUCAGCCAGGGUGAGUCCGAGGCUGACCUCAAACUCGGACCACAUUGGGCAAAAUAUUCCUGCAUUGCAGGGGGUCAGACUAGAUGACCCUGCUGGUCCCUUCCAGCUCUAUGGGUCUAUAGUAGCUGGCAGCCUCGUUGUCCUUGAGGCCAAAGCCUCUUCAGGGGGUAGUAGGGGAUGUGGAAAGUCCGCCAGUCCUGGAAUAAAUACUGGGAGCCCAGCCUUCUGAUCUCCCUUGGCCACCUGAGCAAAGCCUUUUUUUCCUGGUCUUGAAACCCGGGCAGCAGCAAAUUAUUGCAGCAUUUUCUGCAUGACAGGAUAAGAGCAACGUAUUAUUCUGGCCGCUGCUAUCAUUAACAGUUUUUAUAUAGGCUGCCUGAUAAUAUACUGCCACAUGCCGCCCCAAACUCUGAUCAGUGCAAGAUUCCAGGGGUUCCAGGCGCUUACCCAGGGUUUGUGUUUCCUUUUGGAAAUGAGACACAGCAGAGACUGUGGUGUCAUCCGGAUAUAGGGUUUAUUUACACACAUACACAACCUGAGCCUGUGAUAGAGGGCCUCACAGCAUCAACCCCCCAAAAGGGUCUUUUUCUCCCAUAGCCACAGCCUUGGAGUCAAACAGAAGUCAGCCAUGACGCACUCUUGCUCUCUGCCUUUUCCAGGCUGAAACCUUUUCCCCUCUAGGUCACAUCACAGCAAAUUCUGCCCUCAAUCUCCUGCUUUGUCCUACUAACUGUCUAAGAGAGGGGGGCCCACCCAUUUGGCCUCUGGCACAGAGCCCCUAUCCUUGGUUCUCUUAAUGGCUCAUCAGGAAGCUAGCCUGGCUUAUGUUUUAACACUUGCUGGGUCCAGGUGUUCAAAGGUCUGGCACUUACAAACUCAUUGUUUGUGGUUGACCACAAACUUGACAUGAGCCAACAGUGUGACGCGGCAGCUAAAAAAGCCAAUGCAAUUCUGGGCUGCAUCAAUAGGAGUAUAGCAUCUAGAUCAAGGGAAGUAAUAGUGCCACUGUAUUCUGCUCUGGUCAGACCUCACCUGGAGUACUGUGUCCAGUUCUGGGCACCACAGUUCAAGAAGGACACUGACAAACUGGAACGUGUCCAGAGGAGGGCAACCAAAAUGGUCAAAGGCCUGGAAACGAUGCCUUAUGAGGAACGGCUAAGGAAGCUGGGCAUGUUUAGCCUGGAGAAGAGGAGGUUAAGGGGUGAUAUGAUAGCCAUGUUCAAAUAUAUAAAAGGAUGUCACAUAGAGGAGGGAGAAAGGUUGCUUUCUGCUGCUCCAGAGAAGCGGACACGGAGCAAUGGAUCCAAACUACAAGAAAGAAGAUUCCACCUAAACAUUAGGAAGAACUUCCUGACAGUAAGAGCUGUUUGACAGUGGAAUUUGCUGCCAAGGAGUGUGGUGGAGUCUCCUUCUUUGGAGGUCUUUAAGCAGAGGCUUGACAACCAUAUGUCAGGAGUGCUCUGAUGGUGUUUCCUGCUUGGCAGGGGGUUGGACUCGAUGGCCCUUGUGGUCUAUUCCAGCUCUAUGAUUCUAUGAUUCUAUGAUUCUAUGAUUCAUAACAACAACAACAAUUUAUUUGUAUCCCGCCCAUCCGGCUGGGCUUCCCCAGCCACUCUGGGUGGCUUCCAACAUAGAUUAAAAAUACAUUAAAAUGUCAUACAUUAAAAACUUCCUUAAACAGGGCUGCCUUCAGAUGUCUUCUAAAUGUCAGGCAGUUGUUUAUCUCUUUGACAUCUGAUGGGAGAGUGUUCCACAGGGCAGGCACCACUACCGAAAAGGCCCUCUGCCUGGUUCCCUGUAGCUUUGCUUCUCGCAGGGAGGGAACCACCAGACGGCCCUCAGAGCUGGACCUCAGUGUCCGGGCUAAACAAUGGGGGUGGAGACGCUCCUUUGGGUAUACUGGGCCUUUGAGGCCAUUUAGGGCUUUAAAGGUCAACACCAACACUUUGAAUUGUGCUCGGAAACGUACUGGGAGCCAAUGUAGGUCUUUCAGGACCAGUGUUAUGUGGUUUCGGCAGCUGCCCCCAGUCACCAGUCUAGUUGCCGCAUUCUGGAUUAGUUGUAGUUUCCGGGUCACCUUCAAAGGUAGCCCCACGUAGAGCGCAUACAUUCAAUGUGUGGCUAACAAAAGAUAAAAGAUAAAAGAGUAAAACACAAAUGGCUGGAGGGUUUUUUGGUGUUUGUGGGGGGGGGUCUUUUUGGUGAUCUGACCCACGUUAUCCUGAGUGACAUCUCUCCCCUCCCAAUGAUUUAGCAGAGAGGACCAUAGAGCACAAUCCAAUUGCACCAAACUUUCAUUCACCUUGAGCGGCAAGGGUCCUACUUGCUAAAAACUGGAAAAAAAGAAACUGCGCCAACAAAAAAGGAAUGGCAAGAUAAACUGUUAGAGUAAGUUGAACUGGCUAGAUUAACAGGCAAUUAGAGAUCACACUAGGCAAGAGUUUCAAAAAGCAUGGGGGAAAUGCAGAGAAUACUUCACAAAACAGUGCCCUAAAAUACAUACCUGGACUUGUUUCGAUUAAUGUCUGCAGGAGACUUUGUGGAUAUUUAAGUUAUAAUUAGAAGAAUAUUAAUAAUUACUCAUAAAGGAAACAGUUUAUAAGAAGUAAAUAAGGAUACGAGAUACAGGAUAAAGGAAGUCUUUUAUUUGGUUGUUCGUAUUGUUGUAUGUUAUGCUUUAUGUUAUGUUCACGUUUAAUGAGGGUGGGUUUCUGUAUGGGGGUGGGGUGUGUGUGUUAUGUUGUAAAUAAAAUUCCAUUAAAAAUUAAAUAAAAAAAAUAAACUUUCAUUCUCCUUGGACAGGGACUUUUGAGCAAUUGUUCUGGAUUGUAUAUUAUGGCCCAUACAUUAACCUCCCUUCUCUAGGGAGCUGCCCUUUCCCCUCAGGUGACCAGCUAUAAUGACCUAGAAGGCUUUCAUUUUCCUCCCUCUCCCUCAGGUUUGAAGCAGCUGCAUAAGACCCAGGAACUCUGCAAUGCCACUUUGGUAGCUGGAGGGAAGCGGUUUCCGUGCAACAGGUGGGUCCCAUGCCGGACAGGAGGGCCAGAAAUGCCCUUUUAGCAAAUGGAGCCAAGCAGCCAGCUCCUUCUUAGAGUUCAUCCACAUUUCUGCUUCUCCUGUGAUUCCCAGGCACAGAUCCAAGACAUUUUCCUUUUGUCCUUCCGCAUUCCCUGCUGUUUGCUACUGAAUCAGAACAAUCUGUAGAAAAACCGAUUGACGUUUAUUACAGUUCAGCGGUAAACAGUGUGUUUUCCCAGAGAAAGUGGUGGGGGAAAAUUAAAAACCUCUUACAUCCAUGCCAAGAAAUCCCAGGAAUUUGCAAGUUUGGAAGCCUCCCUAAUAUCCCACUGGGAAUGUGUAGGCAGUGCUGUUGGAUAUGGGAAUUUAUUUAUUCAUUUCAAGUCUUAUUCGCAGGGUGGCAUGCGAAAGUCUGACUAAAUACAAUUUGAAAACCAACAGGAAACAGUAACAAAACAGAGGAAGACAAAAUAAAAGCCUGAAAACCCUGUCAACAGAAUAAAACACAAUUUCCCAAAAAUUCAAGAGAGUUAUUCUUGUAUGCAACUGCAGCGGCUCAAAUACUCGUGGCCAAGGGAUGGAAAGAUCAGGAGGCUCCAAAAAUAAUAGAUUGGCAAAUCAAAUUACAGGAAUUUGUGGAGAUGGCUCAAUUGACUAGCAAACUCAGAGGAAACUCAAAGCAAAAAUUUGCGGGAAAAUGGGAUGGUUAUAGAAGAUAUGUUCAAAAAUACAAUAAUAGUUUUGACUCCAUGCUAGCAUUCGAGUGACAAAGGAAGUAAAAGGAGGUGGAUAACAAUUAAGGAUUUAUUAUGUUUUCUGAAUGUAUUGGAAAAUUUAUAUAGAAAGGUUUAUUGUUUUGUGUACAUUCAAUUCUAAGACAAAACAUAUGCGAAGGGACUUGACAGGAAGUCAAGAUAAAAGAUAAGAUAAAAGGGGGGAAAUAUUUAUUUUCAUUAUUAUCACUAUUAUUAUUUAUUAUUUUUUCUUCUUUUUCUGUGUGUGUGUAUAUUGGGUAUGGAAUAUUUGGGAGGAAAUAAGAGGGUAAAUAACAAAUAACAAACAAAAUACUGAUGUAUGUAAUUUUUAUUUCUCAAUUAUAUUUUGUGGUAGUAUGGUUGUAAUGUUUUUUGUAACAUAAAAUCAUUCAAUAAAAAUUAUUUUUUAAAAAACAAAAACAGAAUAAAACACAAUUUCCCAAACCAUCUACAGUCUAAAACUCAUGGAGAAAUAGGAAGCUCUUAACCAGGUGCUGAACAGCUCUUAAUGUCAGCACUUGGAGUGACUCUUUAGAAGGGGCAGUUCAGAGUCAGAGCAUAAAAACACAAGAAAAUCCUGCUGGAUCAGGACAGUGGCCUACAUAGUCCAGCAUCCUGUUCUCACAGCGGCCAACCAAAGGCCUGUGGGAAACCUGCAAGCAGGAUUUGAGCACAAGAGCAACUCUCCCCUCCCGUGGUCUGAGCUAGUACUCAGAAGCACCACCGCAGAAAAGACCCUCUCCUUUGCAUAAGCACAGUGUGGUGUAGUGGUUAAGAGCGGUAGACUCGUAUUCUGGUGAACCGGGUUCGAUUCCCCGCUCCUCCACACGCAGCUGCUGGGUGACCUUGGGCCAGUCACACUUCUUUGAAGUCUCUCAGCCCCACUCACCUCACAGAGUGUUUGUUGUGGGGGAGGAAGCGAAAGGAGAAUGUUAGCCACUUUGAGACUCCUUAAAGGGAGUGAAAGGCGGGAUAUCAAAUUCAAACGCUUCUUCUUCUUCACAACAUACCUCCAAGAGAAGAGAUAUGAUUUAUCCCAUUUUUCAGGUGGGGCAACUGAGGGUAAAAGGAUGGUUGGUACUUGAGGGUACCCAGCCACUCCACGGCCAAUCUGACGGUCUCCAUUUCCCCCACAGGGCCCUGUUAGCCUCCGUCAGCCCUUACUUCCAGGCUGUGUUUACGAGCGACUUUAAGGAAUCCAGAGACGGGGAGGUUUUGCUGAAAGACAUGGAUCCUUCCCUCCUCCAGAAUCUCUUAGCCUACCUCUACUCGGGAGAACUGGCCCUCACUGCAGAGAACGCUGAAGAUCUGUUCACAGCAGCCAGCCGGCUCCAGGUCACACCAGCCCUUGAACACAUCAGCAGGUAGCGCAAGAGGUCUGGCUCCUCUUAUAUUUCUCCCCAACACCUGUUUCGAAAGCCAAAGGAAUAAGCGGCUUCCACCCACAGGAUUUCCAGUGACGUUCUUUCUCUCCAUUGCUCCCUGGCAGAUAUCUAUCAGAAAGGAUCUCCAAAGAGAAUUGCUUCCACUUGUACAUGCUGGCCUACGACCACAACAACCCCACCUUGCUGCGAAGCACCAUGCACUACCUGGGCCUCAACUUUGAAACCCUCUUGGAACACAAGGAUUUCCCGAAUCUCGACCUCAGAGCUCUGAUCUGCCUCAUCUCCUCGGGCCACUUGGUCAUCACCUCCGAAAUGUACGUCUUCUGGGCUGUGCAGCGGUGGGUGGCAGCCGCACUCGCUGAGCGCCUUCCGGUACUCAAGACGCUCCUGCAACAUGUCCGCUUCCCUCUCCUGACGCCCAGGGAAAUUGCAGAAGUCCAGGAAGAUGUAGCGACCCUCGACCAGCAAGUGGAAUUGCAGUGGGGAGACCUAGAUGGGGCAGGGAGGCUGCAGGCGAGUGGGGGUCUCCGGCAGGGCAUGUACCAGGAAAGGAUCAUCUGCAUCAAAGUGCCUCGCUUGAGGGACAUCCUCUCCGUCAACGAAGAUAUGGAUUGCUACAUGGAGUGCUUGGAUCCAGCUACGGGGUCCAGGACCAAACUGCCACCUUUAGAGCUCGUGGCACUCCCUGGAUGCUCAGCCCUGGAUCACAAGCUCUACAUCUCAGGAGGCAAACACCCUGAUGGCUCCUACUCCCAGGCACUGCAUGAGUACAACUCUGUAGCCAACCACUGGCUCCAGCUGCCCGCCAUGUCAACGCCCCGGUCCGUCCACAUACUUUUGACUUGCAAGCACAAGCUGUUUGCCCUGAGUGGCUGGAAUGACACAGGCCCCCUCGCCUCUGCGGAGAGUUUUGACGUGGUUAAGCAGACGUGGUCACCCAUCGCCAGCCUGCCCGUCAUCCUGCGCUUCUCUGCCUCGGCCUCGUACAAGAACAAGCUCUACCUGAUCGGAGGAGACGCAGAUUCCGACGAAGUGGUUUACCAGGGCAUCCUUCUCUAUGACAUCCUCUUGGAUACCUGGGUACAGGUGCCUCUGGAAUUCUGUCUCCACGGUGCAGCUGCUGUCACCAUGGAGACCGGGAUCUGCGUCCUAGGGGGCUUCUUUGCCAAAAAAAACACCCAGACGUACCCAAACAGCAGGUUCAGCCAGCUUCUUCCAUGUACCUCGAAAUGCUUUUUCAUGCGCGAGGAUGGCGUCAUAAGCAACGAGGUCACCAUCCCUCCGCUGCCACUGCCUCUUGCCUUUGCAGGCGCAGCUUACUUCCAGGGGAAAAUUUAUGUGAUGGGAGGGGUAUGCACCUCCAGGACUCACGAUGCCAUUUACCACUGGGAGCCUGGAGAAAGUUCCUGGACUCAGUACCCAGAGAGCCUGACGGGCCAAGGAACGGUGGUGCGGAGGGUGCUGAAAUGCGUGACCCUGAAGGUGCUGAAGCCAAACUUGAAGGCGCUUGUCCAAGACGAUUCUGCAAGCCGGGUGGCUAUUGGGCUUGCAGACACCAAAGUCCCCUUCAAAGAGAGGAGGGAGGAUAACGCCCCCAGUUGUCCUCCAGAUCCCUUGACAUCUUUGGGAGCUAACACACCGUAAGAGCUGAAGAAAUUCCCCAAAGGGAAGAGAUAUUUUCAUCUGGACUCCUCCAGUAUUUAGCCCAUUAAAAACCUAGGACAUCUCUCUUUCUUUCUCUCUCAA